Messenger RNA from Vanderwaltozyma polyspora DSM 70294, 1155 nucleotides. RefSeq names its product pheromone mating factor receptor. Gene Ontology annotation, molecular function: mating-type factor pheromone receptor activity; pheromone binding. Gene Ontology annotation, biological process: G protein-coupled receptor signaling pathway. Bases 1 to 1155 code for a protein of 384 amino acids. The transcript has a single exon. NCBI's taxonomy places the organism in Eukaryota, Fungi, Ascomycota, Saccharomycetes, Saccharomycetales, Saccharomycetaceae. Gene Ontology annotation, cellular component: membrane; G protein-coupled receptor homodimeric complex. The record is from RefSeq and is a predicted model, not a curated record.
AUGAGUUCCCAAUCACACCCACCGCUAAUCGAUUUAUUUUACGAUUCCAGUUAUGACCCUGGUGAAAGUUUAAUUUAUUACACAUCCAUCUAUGGUAAUAAUACAUACAUAACUUUUGAUGAACUCCAGACGAUAGUGAACAAGAAGGUCACACAAGGUAUCUUAUUUGGUGUCAGAUGUGGUGCUGCUUUCCUGAUGUUGGUAGCAAUGUGGUUGAUUUCCAAAAAUAAAAGAUCUAGAAUUUUCAUUACCAACCAAUGUUGUCUGGUCUUCAUGAUAAUGCAUUCUGGUCUUUAUUUUAGGUACCUGCUUUCAAGGUACGGUUCAGUUACUUUCAUUCUAACAGGGUUCCAACAACUGCUUACAAGAAAUGACAUUCAUAUUUAUGGAGCUACUGAUUUUAUCCAAGUAGCUUUGGUAGCUUGCAUAGAAUUAUCUCUUAUUUUCCAAAUAAAAGUGAUAUUCGCUGGUACAAACUAUGGUAAGUUGGCUAAUUAUUUCAUCACUCUAGGUUCAUUAUUGGGUUUAGCCACCUUUGGUAUGUACAUGCUUACUGCUAUUAACGGUACAAUAAAAUUAUACAAUAACGAAUAUGACCCAAACCAAAGGAAAUACUUUAACAUUUCUACAAUAUUGCUUGCAUCAUCAAUUAAUAUGCUAACGCUGAUACUUAUAUUGAAGCUGGUGGCAGCAAUUAGAACAAGACGUUACUUAGGUUUGAAGCAAUUCGAUAGUUUUCACAUCCUAUUAAUCAUGUCGACUCAAACAUUAAUAAUUCCUUCUAUCUUAUUUAUUCUAUCAUACAGUUUGAGAGAGGAUAUGCAUACUGAUCAAUUAAUAAUCAUCGGAAAUCUGAUCGUGGUAUUGUCAUUACCAUUGUCCUCAAUGUGGGCUUCGUCUCUAAACAAUUCAAGUAAACCUACAUCUUUGAAUACUGAUUUCUCAGGGCCAAAAUCAAGUGAAGAAGGGACAGCAAUAAGUUUGCUAUCACAAAACAUGGAACCAUCAAUAGUCACUAAAUAUACAAGAAGAUCACCUGGGUUAUACCCAGUAAGCGUGGGUACACCAAUUGAAAAAGAAGCAUCAUACACUCUUUUUGAAGCUACUGACAUUGAUUUUGAAAGCAGUAGUAACGAUAUCACAAGGACUUCAUAG